AAACUCAAAGUAAACUCAUCAACCGAUUCUCUCUCAAGCUAUAUUUCUAUUUCUUUCUCUUUUUUUCUUUUAAGCUAAACUACAACUUCUAAUAUCUCUCUUUCCAUCUGUAGACUUCUGCAAAGUCUCCUUUCCACAAACGUCCCCAUUUCCGUUUUCUCCCUGCUUGUUUCUCAGAAAACAAGCAGAGCAAUAAUAAACCAAACCAAAACCAAACCCUUGUAUGAUUCUUGGUUAAGGACGAUCAUUUGCAUGGCUCGUUUCAGAGAACUUGUGUUUUCGUCUCUGAUAUCAGCACUUCUCGGGAGCUGUGUGUUUGGUCGUUUUGUGGUGGAGAAGAGUAGCAUAAGUGUGUUGUCUCCGUUGAGUUUAAGAGCAAAACAUGACAGUGCAAUAGGAAACUUUGGUUUACCAGAUUAUGGUGGGUUCUUGGUGGGUUCCGCCAUGUAUAAUGAAAAAGAAGCUUUAGGGUGUCAGCCUUUCGAUGGUGAUAAGCCUUUCAGGUCUAAGACUUCUCGUCCCACAAUUCUCCUUCUCGAUCGUGGAGAAUGCUACUUUGCUUUGAAAGUUUGGAAUGCUCAACAAGCUGGAGCUGCAGCAGUGUUAGUGGUUGAUAGUAUGGAUGAGCCACUAAUAACUAUGGACUCUCCUGAGGCAAAUGGUAAUGCAGAGGGGUACGUAGAGAAGAUUCAAAUCCCAUCAGCAUUGAUAGAGAGAUCAUUUGGUGAGAGCUUGAAGCAAGCCUUGAAGAAUGGAGAAGAUGUUGUGAUCAAAUUGGAUUGGCGAGAGUCGGUUCCCCAUCCUGACCAGAGAGUUGAGUACGAGCUUUGGACAAACAGCAAUGAUGAAUGUGGCACUCGAUGCGAUGAACAGAUGGAUUUUGUGAAGAGUUUCAAAGGUCAUGCUCAGAUCCUUGAGAAAGGAGGUUACACAUUGUUUACGCCACACUAUAUUACAUGGUAUUGCCCACAAGCUUUUAUUCUUAGUAGUCAGUGCAAAUCUCAGUGUAUAAACCAUGGGAGAUACUGUGCACCUGAUCCAGAACAGGAUUUUGGGGAGGGAUAUCAGGGGAAAGAUGUUGUGUAUGAGAACUUGAGGCAGCUUUGUGUCCAUAGAGUUGCCAAUGAGAGCGGGCGAUCUUGGGUUUGGUGGGAUUAUGUGACAGAUUUCCAUAUCAGGUGUUCUAUGAAAAAGAAGAGAUAUAGCAAAGAAUGUGCUGAGGAAGUUCUGAAAUCACUUGAUCUGCCUGUUGAUAAGAUAAAGAAGUGCAUGGGCGAUCCUGAAGCUGAUGUAGAGAAUGAAGUGCUGAAAACCGAGCAAGACCUCCAGGUUGGGAAAGGGUCUCGUGGUGAUGUUACCAUCUUGCCAACAUUAGUUAUAAACAAUGUUCAGUACCGAGGAAAAUUGGAGAGAACUGCUGUUCUGAAGGCGAUAUGUUCUGGAUUUAAGGAGACCACUGAUCCUCCAAUCUGCUUAAGUUCAGAUCUUGAGACAAAUGAGUGUCUUGAAAGAAAUGGAGGCUGUUGGCAGGAUAAAAGAUCUAAUGUAACUGCUUGCAAGGACACGUUUAGGGGAAGAAUAUGCGAGUGCCCAGUCGUGAAAGGUGUGCAGUACAAGGGAGAUGGCUAUGCAUCUUGCCAAGCUUUUGGACCUGCAAGAUGUACUAUGGAUAAUGGAGGAUGCUGGUCCGAAACGAAAAAUGGGUUAACUUUUUCAGCCUGCUCAGAGUCCCAUUUAUCAGGCUGUCAAUGCCCGGAAGGCUUUCGAGGGGACGGUCAUGAUAAGUGUGAAGAUAUCAAUGAAUGCAAAGAAAGUACUGCUUGUCAGUGUGAUGAUUGCUCCUGCAAGAAUACUUGGGGUUCGUACGAGUGCAAGUGCAAGGGAGACCUCCUUUAUAUUAAGGAACAAGAUGCUUGCAUUGAAAGAAACGGAUCGAAUUUCGGAUGGUUCCUCACCUUCGUGGUCGUAGCAGUUGUUGGAGGAGCUGGUUUUGCUGGUUAUAUAUUCUACAAGUAUAGACUUCGGUCUUACAUGGACUCGGAGAUCAUGGCUAUCAUGUCACAGUACAUGCCACUUGACAACCAACAUAAUAAUGAAGCUACAGCUGAAGCUCAACCUCUGCGACAGGCCACAUCUGUCUAAGAUCCAAUGGCAGCUCUUACAUGAGGCACAGACACGUCGACUUCUUCAUCGACAUUACAUUACCAGGACUUUGGAGAAAUUAAUUAGAAGUACUUCGGAUAAAUUUUCUUUUCUUUUCUUUUCUUUUUUUGGCUGUAAAUAGAAUAGUUGAGGUGUAAAUUUAGCUUCAAGGAUUAAUAAGGACACAAAUGAAUCGAAGGUGGAAGAAUAAACAAAAGAAGAUGAAAUAGUGCUUUAGUAGAUGUUAGUAAAUUUUAGAAACAUGGUGUUCCCUGUUUUAUUCAACACUUUUAUAUAUUUCCAUCUAAAAGGUAGUUUUUUUCUAUUAUUA
Manihot esculenta (cassava) is the source of this 2473-nucleotide messenger RNA. RefSeq names its product vacuolar-sorting receptor 6. The transcript has 13 exons. Gene Ontology annotation, molecular function: calcium ion binding. The record is from RefSeq and is a predicted model, not a curated record. Lineage: Eukaryota; Viridiplantae; Streptophyta; Magnoliopsida; Malpighiales; Euphorbiaceae. Bases 253 to 2142 code for a protein of 629 amino acids.